GCGCAUCGCACGCGGUGAUGACACAGUGAGUGAGUGACAAUGGUUACCGGUGUCGGGCAGCCGGCCGCGCCGGAGAAAAAGGAGAAUAGGAGGAGUAAUAAGCCGAUAAUGGAGAAGCGACGGCGCGCGCGCAUCAACAACUGCCUCAACGAACUGAAGGCGCUCAUACUGGACGCUAUGAAGAAAGACCCAGCCCGCCACUCAAAACUGGAGAAGGCUGACAUCCUGGAGAUGACAGUGAAGCACCUCGAAGGCCUCCGUACCGAGUCAUCGCCGGACCGGUUCCGUGCCGGAUACCGGCACUGCCUGUCCGAAGUCGCCCGGUUUCCGGGGCUAGAAGCUGGGUUAAAGAAACGCCUGGUGAAGCACCUGGAGGGGAAUGUAGCUAGGCCUCCUGGAGCGCCGACGCCACCGUCUGAUGCUGAAGACGCGAACGCUGUACCGCAUUCUACUAUUUUAAUAUCAGCGGGUCCCGGCUCCGGAGUCCGCCUGGUCCCCACUCGCCUCUCCAACGGGGACCUCGCGCUCGUCCUCCCGGCCGGCGUCAGCGCCAGCGCCCUCGGCGCGGUGCCCACCCUCGUGCCCCUCUCCCCGCGAGCCUCCUCCGCCUCCUCAGAGCCCCGCUGCUUCUCGCCGGCCAGCUCUGGUUGGGGAUCACCACCACCUGCUGAUGAACCUGCACCUUUAGCGUUAGUUACUAGGAAGACUACGGAGGAUAAGCCGUGGAGACCGUGGUGACAGUUUUUUGUAUCUGCUUUUUGAGGAUUCUGAAUGUUGUGGGGUCUAAAGUGUUUCUGGUUGCUGUUUGGGUGCAUUCCAAAAAAUGCCCGUUACUAAAUGCUUUUGUUUUGUACGGCAGCUACUUCAAUCAAAUCCGUAAAACUCGAGAAAAUGCUGCCAAUUUAUUUUAACCAAGUCACGAAAGAUUGUCAGAGACUAAAUCGCUUUCUUAGCAUUUUCAGAAGUAUUACAAGAAUCGCUUCUCGUUAGGGACAUUUGGUGGAAUUUUAGUGUCUAAAUAUUUGAAACCUGCACUUGAAACCCAUUGAAGGCAGAGGAUUAUUUUUCAAGACUUCCAUUCAGAAUUCUCAAAAGACCACGAGCAUGCAUAAAUACUUAAUAUUGGAUUCUGUGAUAUACUUUUAAGUCUGUGAAUGGCGAGAAUGAAGUUCCUAGAUUAAAUAAAAGCGUGUGUUUUAUUUAAGUUUGUAAAUAUAGAAAGUGUAAAUUUUUCUCAAGCUACUUGCAUGGCCAGUACAAGUGUGUGUGCGAUAUUUUAAGGAUAUGUAUUUCUAUUUCAUUUAGAGUCCAGUUUAGAAUUCUCAAUUUGUUAUGAGUUUGAUGCGAUAUUGAAGAUGUACGUCGAUUACAAAGACGAUAAUCAGGUGUUUAUCAAAACCAUUAUGAUUUGUUGAUUCAGAAUCGACUUCUUGGCCUUUAUUUUAAAGUCGCAUUGAUUUAGUCUUCCUUAAGUUAAAUGUAGAUCCUUAGUUAUGGUUUGUAUAUUUGUGAAAGACAUCUGAGGCAGUAUUUCGUAUUAUUAUGUGAGAGAACGGUGUGUUCGAUAUAUUUUAUACAGAAUUAUUAAAUAAAUCUUAUUUUGUUUUUAUUUCUGUACGUCGCGCCAUUGUUAAUAAGAGGGGAAGCGUUGAAAAGGUUAACCUACUCUUUUUUUGGCUUUGCUAACACUUAAUAAUAUGUGACAUUCCAUGUCAAAAGGGUCCAUUAUCAAUAAAGACCUUUUUAUCAGAAAUUGUAUUAGAAUUUUUGAUGAAGAGUAACUUCAACACAUUAAAGGACACUUUGGACGUGGAAAAUAUAUAAUCGCUAUUAGUUACGACAUACACUUAAGAUAUAUAAACAACUUAAUUGUCCAUCUAAAGAAUUCUGUGUGCCUUACAGCAAAAUCGAAUAGUCUUCCAAUACUUAGAUGUAAGUGAGAUUAAAAUUAUAAUUUAUGUUAAGUGCUCGAGAAAAAAAUCGAUGGCGCAUAAGUGUAUUAAAAUCGCAAAAGUAUAGCCCUAUCAAAUCCAAUUCAAUUUCACUACUUUUUAUCGACAUAUAAAACCAGUGGUUUAAAAUAAAAGUACCUACACACAUAUACAAGUGUUAUGACUGCAUGGUUUAAAUAUUUCUAAAAAUCUUUGAAAAUAUAAUGUAACGUUAUUUGUUUCUACCAUUUAUUGUUUUUAUACUAUACCAAUUCUACUGCUUCGAAAAAAGAACUUAGUUUCGAAAAAAGAUGUAAAAUAACUCUUUUAAUUUCUUUAGAGCACUGUUUAUCACUUACUAGUUUUUUAAGUUAAUAUAACGUACCUACAUUUAAUAUAAAAUUGUGUCAUUUUUCUAGUAAAAAGUCCCAUUAUUUGAAAAAAGUUAACUUCAUGUCAUCUGGGAUCGGCUCUCGUACAGUCAGCUGCAGAGAAAAGUAGACCACAUUUGUAUGCAAGGGGGUCUAGGAAGCUUUGACAGGUUAUUGCUAUACUACAUUUCAAAUACGAAGGCCCAAUAGUACUUGAAACUUAGAAAAGGGCUUCUUAUCUAAGUAGGACCACUUCAAACUGGCACGUAUCGGCGCAAACUUUAAACAACUAAAGCGAAAGUGCGAGUAAAAUAAUGCCAAACCGAAAAAAGGUCUGGCCAUCUUUUUUAUUAUAAAUGGGCUUACUUUUGGCCACAUACUAGCCAAAGGCAGAGACGUGGCUUACGACGGAGUGAGCUCGCCCAGAAGGUGCCUGUUCACUCUUGAUUUGAAGGUAACCAUAUAACCAUAACCAUAUGAGCUCGGAAAUAUAGCCGCCGGCAAGGAAUUCCACUCCUUGGCAGUGCGUAGGUAUAAGAAAAGAAGAAGCAAACCUGUUUUCACUAAAAAAAUCUUAACGCCUAAUGAUCGGCUCAAGUGCUAUCGGGCCUUUCUAUUUGAAAUGGAGUAUGAUAAAGGUAGAAACAAAUCUUCAGUGAGUUACAAAGUGGGACUUUUGACUAAUUUUCGACACAAAUGCUCAAUAACUUAGUUUGUUACCGAAAGAAAACAGUCGAUUAGUGUCUUCCUUUAUAAGUUACCUAAAGAAAGAGCCAGCAAAAUAAGUAUUGUAAAUGAAAAAAAUGUACCUCUAUUUUAUGAAUAACUAACACUCAUGAUAACUUUACAUGGCUAUCUUGUAAAUGCUUACAUUGCUGCCUGGGCCUAAGGUUCUAGUGUUUGAAGUAGUGCACGCACAUAUGAUAUGCCACGCCGGCCAUAUGCCACCUCUAAUAAAUAACAGUAUAUUACAAAGCGCACGUCAACGCUACGCAUACGCAUGCGGUGUACGUGCCCGCCUUGUUCAUGGAUUUAUGAUUUAGUAAAGAUGGCUCAUCAUUCAUAUUAUAUUUACUUUAUUUUUACAUACAUGCGUUUUUAACCUUAGUAAAUCAAUUGUAGAUUUAAGUUAAGAAAAUAUUCAAUAAAUGACUUCAUAAAAAAAUGGAAGGCAUGCACUUAAUUUUGAUUUUCUAUUAAAUACUAAAGUUAUGUGCAAAUAUUUUUAAGAUGUCACUUAAUUCAAAAUAUUAAACUUUUAUUGUGUGUAACUACAUAUAUUUACCUUUUUAUGUCUUCUUAUAAAGUAUAUUAGAGUAUAUAUCGUGAUAUUAAAUACUAAGAUGCCUCUGUUGUAUAAGGUACCUAAAAGUGUACAGUUUCUAAAACUAAGAGCUAAAUGUACCUAAAAGAAUAUGCCAUUUAAGUAAAAUAGAAAUACAUUUAUGAUAACAAAGUA
Molecule: messenger RNA, 3761 nt
Organism: Leguminivora glycinivorella
Lineage: Eukaryota; Metazoa; Arthropoda; Insecta; Lepidoptera; Tortricidae
Gene: hry
Product: protein hairy
Exons: 4
Coding region: 40-738 (232 amino acids)
Biological process (GO): regulation of transcription by RNA polymerase II; anterior/posterior pattern specification; regulation of neurogenesis
Cellular component (GO): nucleus
Molecular function (GO): DNA-binding transcription factor activity, RNA polymerase II-specific; RNA polymerase II cis-regulatory region sequence-specific DNA binding; protein dimerization activity
Source: RefSeq, a predicted model, not a curated record